Messenger RNA from Rubroshorea leprosula, 2871 nucleotides. The record is from the annotation of a GenBank genome assembly. Lineage: Eukaryota; Viridiplantae; Streptophyta; Magnoliopsida; Malvales; Dipterocarpaceae.
CUCUUCUUCUUCUUCUUCUUCUUCUUCUUCUUCUUCUUCUUCUUCCCCCCAAUACACUUGUUCUUCCUACUCUCUAAUGCCCUCCCUCCUUCUUGCCUAGCCGCCAUACAUGAUGGAGUUUGGAGGCGGAGGAGGGUCAGGCUCCCCUGGGGACCACGAUGCUUCCGACCCACAGAGGAGGAAGAAGCGAUACCACCGCCAUACUGCUAACCAGAUUCAACGCCUUGAAUCAUUGUUCAAGGAGUGUCCGCACCCAGAUGAGAAGCAGAGGUUGCAAUUGAGUAGGGAGUUGGGAUUGGCACCACGCCAGAUCAAGUUUUGGUUUCAAAACAGAAGGACCCAGAUGAAGGCACAACAUGAGAGAGCCGAUAACUGUGCUCUUCGGGCGGAGAACGAUAAGAUCCGGUGUGAGAAUAUAGCCAUCAGAGAAGCACUCAAGAACGUAAUCUGUCCCUCUUGCGGUGGCCCUCCGGUCACUGAGGAUUCCUAUUUCGAUGAACAGAAAUUGCGGAUGGAGAAUGCUCAACUCAAAGAAGAGCUUGAUAGAGUUUCAAGCAUCGCUGCCAAGUACAUAGGGAGGCCGAUUUCCCAACUCCCACCUGUUCAACCCAUUCAUAUUUCUUCACUGGAUUUAACGAUGGGCAGUUUUGGUGGGCAAGGAAUUGGUGGUCCAUCCCUUGAUCUUGAUCUUCUUCCAGGAAGCUCGUCAACAAUGCCCAAUUUGCCAUACCCACCAAUAGUUAUUUCCGACAUGGAUAAGUCCCUUAUGACACAAGUUGCUGCAAAUGCAAUGGAAGAAUUGCUCAGGCUCCUGCAGACUAAUGAACCUUUUUGGAUGAAGUCUAGAGAAGAUGGGAGAGAUGUUCUUGAUCUCGAAAGCUAUGAAAGGAUUUUUCCAAGGCCUAAUAGCCAUCUAAAAUCUCCCAAUAUUCGUGUUGAAGCCUCCCGGUACUCAGGAGUUGUCAUCAUGAAUGGUUUAGCACUGGUUGACAUGUUUAUGGACUCUAACAAAUGGGUGGAGUUGUUUCCCACAAUCGUGUCAAUGGGAAAAACAAUUGAAGUAAUUUCAUCUGGAAUGCGGGGCAGUCAUAGUGGUUCAUUGCAAUUGAUGUAUGAAGAAUUGCAGGUGCUUUCGCCGCUGGUGGCUACAAGGGAAUUUUAUAUCCUCCGUUACUGUCAGCAAAUUGAGCCAGGCUUGUGGGCAAUAGUGAAUGUUUCCUAUGAAUUCCCCGAGUUUGCUUCUCAAUGUCGAUCUCAUAGGCUUCCUUCAGGAUGUUUGAUUCAGGACAUGCCUAAUGGGUACUCCAAGGUUACUUGGGUGGAGCAUGUGGAGAUAGAGGAUAAAAGUCCAACUCAUAGGCUCUAUAGAGAUCUCAUUCACAGUGGAUUGGCAUUUGGGGCAGAACGAUGGCUUUCUACUCUUCAGAGAAUGUGUGAAAGAUUUGCUUGUUUGAUGGUCUCAGGCACUUCAACGCGGGAUCUUGGAGGAGUAAUUCCAACGGCUGAUGGCAAGAGAAGCAUGAUGAAACUUGCCCAGAGAAUGGUCAACAACUUCUGCACCAGCAUAAGCACAUCCAACAGCCAUCGAUGGACAACACUUUCUGGCAUGAAUGAAGUUGGAGUCCGAGUCACUGUCCAUAAGAGUUCUGAUCCUGGUCAACCCAAUGGUGUAGUUCUUAGUGCAGCUACUACCUUCUGGCUUCCUGUCUCUCCCCAGAAUGUCUUCAAUUUCUUCAAGGAUGAGAGAACUCGACCUCAGUGGGACGUUCUAUCCAACGGCAAUGCAGUGCAAGAGGUUGCCCAUAUUGCUAAUGGGUCACAUCCUGGCAAUUGCAUAUCUGUUAUUCGUGCCUUUAAUACUAGCCAGAACAACAUGUUAAUACUUCAAGAAAGUUGCAUAGACAGUUCUGGAUCACUGGUGGUUUAUUGCCCAGUUGACUUGCCUGCCAUCAACUUAGCUAUGAGUGGAGAAGAUCCUUCCUACAUUCCGCUUCUGCCAUCAGGAUUCACAAUAUCACCUGAUGGGCGUCUGGACCAAGGAGAUGGGGCAUCUUCAAGCUCUAGUGCACAUGUUAACAUGGGUAGAUCUGGUGGUUCACUAAUUACGGUAGCUUUUCAGAUACUAGUGAGCAGCUUGCCUUCCGCCAAGCUGAACUUGGAGUCGGUGACAACUGUUAAUAACCUUAUCGGCACCACUGUCCAGCAAAUUAAGAGCGCUUUGAAUUGUCCUAGUUCCUGAUGAUCAUCUGCUACAGAAACUCCUGCAACGCAACUGUUCUUGCCUUCUCUCUCCACCAUCUUUAAGAGAAAUUCAGAGCCUCUUGGUGCUGUUGGUAUUUGAAUGCAAGAGGAGUAUUGGGGUUAGUUGGGACUUUGAAUGCUUUCUGAUCAAGAGUUGAAGCUGCUUAUUAACUGCGUUCUGCUGUUGCGACUGCUGCUGGUUGAUGAUUUACUUUCAUAACAAUCUACACCAACUAAUGUUUUUCUUCUUUGGUUUUUAGCAAUUUACAAGGCCAUUUAUUUAGCUUGGAAGAGUGAACAGUGCUAAAAGGGGGAGUCAAGAACGCACCAUACGUGUCCAUCCUGCUGCUUUUCCUUCUAAUCUGCAAGAGGACAGCAAGAAAAACUGUAUGGUUCGGGCAUUGACUUCAUUUAUCUCGUAUUUAUUUACUGCUGCUUUCCCUUUCUCUUUCUCUCUCUCAAACAAUGCAAAAGGGUGUUAGGCUUUGAAAGCUUGGUAUAAAUGGUGUUGUGGUCCACCACUCUAGAGUCUAGAGAGUGGGCUUUUCAUUUCACUUAGUCUUUUGGUAGUAAUAAGAAAACAAUGAAUAUUUGAUAUAUUUGAUAUGAGAAUUAAGGAGAUUGAUUGCA